Colletes gigas is the source of this 986-nucleotide messenger RNA. RefSeq names its product ER membrane protein complex subunit 4 (gene EMC4). Gene Ontology annotation, cellular component: EMC complex. The transcript is spliced from 3 exons. Gene Ontology annotation, biological process: protein folding in endoplasmic reticulum. The coding region runs from base 160 to 681 and encodes 173 amino acids. NCBI's taxonomy places the organism in Eukaryota, Metazoa, Arthropoda, Insecta, Hymenoptera, Colletidae. The record is from RefSeq and is a predicted model, not a curated record.
UAGCCGCCAUAAACAGUAGCAAUUCACGCCAUCUCUAGUAGACAUCAUUAUAUAGUCGUAGCCAUAUUGUGCCUGUCGUGUAUGAAUGUGUGUAUCGAAGAGUAAUGUACAAUCGUAAAGAGACAACAAUAAUAAUAUAAGAAGUAUAAAUUACAUUUAAUGGUAAUGGCUGCAGUUAAGCAAAACACAAAACGAUCGAAAUGGGCUUUGGAUUUUGCACAGGACAAAAAUGUGGACAUCCCUUUUCCACCAGGUUAUACACCAGCUGUUGCGUUAUUCCACGCAGCAGAUUCUAUCAGAGAAACAGAUUCUAAUCAUUUGAUAAUGAAAAAAUCAUGGGAUCUAGCAUUAGGUCCUUUGAAACAAGUUCCAAUGAAUUUAUUUAUUAUAUACAUGGCAGGUAAUUCUAUUGCAAUAUUUCCUAUAAUGAUGGUUGGUAUGUUGAUCAUCAGGCCAGUGAAAGCGCUAUUUACUCUUCAACAAACGUUUAAAGUAAUCGAAGGAACACAUGCUUUCGGCCAGAAAUUCGUAUACUUUCUGGGGCAACUGGUAAACAUUGCAUUGGCGUUGUAUAAAUGUCAAUCUAUGGGACUACUUCCGACGCAUGCAUCCGAUUGGUUAGCAUUUGUCGAACCACAAGCACGAUUGGAAUAUUCUGGUGGUGGAUUUAUAUAUGUAUGACGCAAGACAUAAUUAAAUUGAAAGUGUUAUAUAUAUGUAUACUUAAGGAAAAUAACUGUUGUAAAUUUAGGUAUAUUUUACUUUGUGCAUAAAUUAUAAAAAGUUACACACACUACAUGAAAAUGUUUUAUUAAAAUAAAAUCAAAAAGACUAUGCGUUAUGACUGUGUGUUACAUGCUUAUAUACAUAUGUGUAAAAUAAAUUACAUUUAAAUAUAUUCUGUAAACAUAAUACAUAUAUAUAUAUAUAUUUUCACAUUUGUAUAUAUAUAUGUGUGUGCAUGUAUGUGCCUAGGUAUCCUAGUU